Messenger RNA from Guillardia theta CCMP2712, 1251 nucleotides. RefSeq lists its product as hypothetical. The transcript has 13 exons. The annotation marks the transcript as partial. Gene Ontology annotation, biological process: protein N-linked glycosylation. The record is from RefSeq and is a predicted model, not a curated record. Gene Ontology annotation, cellular component: endoplasmic reticulum membrane. NCBI's taxonomy places the organism in Eukaryota, Cryptophyceae, Pyrenomonadales, Geminigeraceae. Gene Ontology annotation, molecular function: alpha-1,6-mannosyltransferase activity.
CUGAUCCAGCUCGCAGUGUUACAAAUCUACAUGAGCCCUUUCACAAAGGUAGAGGAAUCUUUCAAUGUCCAGGCCAUGCACGAUAUGAUCUUCGAGCGGCAAAACUUGGAUCGCUACGACCACUUUCAGUUCCCUGGAGUGGUGCCCAGAACUUUCAUAGGCGCUUUCAUCAACGCGAUCUUGGCGUCGCCGAUCUGCCUCUUGUUCGAGUCUAUCUACGCGCCGCGAGUCAUCAGCCUGUUUGUCUGCCGCAUGGUCCUGGCAGCGCUGUCUGUGUACAGUCUGGCGACUUUUCGCUUUCAAGUAGAGAAGAAGUUCGGGAAGAUCGUUUCAGCUUGCUUUGCCGUUGUUUGCUCGAUCCAGUUCCAUCUCUUGUUCUACUGCAGCCGACCUCUGCCCAACACGUAUGCCUCCAUCUUUGUCAACCUUGCUUUUGCGUCCUGGCUCAAGGAGCAAUACGAGGUUCUCUUCUCAAUUCUCGCGUUCGCUGCCAUCGUCUUCCGAUCAGAGUUGGUUGUGCUGGCUGCUCCAAUCUUCGUCUCGCUCGUAGUGUUGAGGUCAUACUUACCUCUAUCCUCUCCUUCUCUCACUCGAGCUCUCCUGCAGGAAAUUUUCAAGUCUCUCUGCCGUCAUCAAGUUCUCCAGUUCGAUUCUCUCUUAUGGAGGAGGUGGCUAUGGCCUGAAGGCGAAGUUUUCUACUUUAACACGAUCCUCAACAAGAGCUCGCAGUGGGGGGUCAUGCCCUGGCAUUGGUACUUCUCUAGUGCUCUCCCACGAUCCAUGAUGGGAACUCUCUUUCUGCUUCCUGGAGGAUUGAUAUACACAGAGAGGAUGCGGCCAUUCUUCUUUCCUGUUCUUGCUUUCAUCUGCCUGUAUUCCUUCCUACCCCACAAGGAGCUUCGCUUCAUCAUCUACGCCCUGCCCAUCUUCAACUGCGUCGUUGCUAUGGAGCUUGCUCGUCUCUACCUCAAUAGGAACAAAGAGAGCAUGAUGGACAAGCUGCGAUCUCCCAAGUUUUUCUUCCGAGCUGCUGUCACUAUGAUCGUGCUCAACGUCAGCGCCACUUUUGGCUUCACCCGGGUGGCUUCCAAGAAUUACCCAGGAGGAGAUGCGCUCAUCCUCCUUCACGAGAUGGAGAGACAGAACGUCACUUCCGGGCUACGUCCUUUCGUGCACAUCGAUGUUCCUGCAGCACAGCAGGGGAUUUCUCGCUUCCUGGAGAUGUCUUCGCCCUGGAGGAAAGGAGGAUGA